CGACACACACUCUCCGGUAGCACAACAAUACAAGCUCUCGCCGCUCCCCCUCCUUACGCCUCGCUCUCGGUAUGGCGGACGGCGAGCGGUCCCCCUUGCUCUCGGAUCUCGGUGAUGGAGCUCUCGGCAGUGGUAACGGCGGGGUGUCUCCGGGAGCAGCUCCACACGGUGCUCCGAACAAACCGCAGAGUUUUCCUCCAUUUCCUAACUCUACUCAGCCACCCGUGUUGUUGGGUGAGAACCCUCCACCAUAUUCCCCCCUGACGUCUCCAGAGAGUGGCAGUGCCCCAGUCAUCAGCUGUAGGGUGUGCCAGUCGCUUAUCAGCGUAGAGGGCAAAAUCCACCAACAUGUGGUCAAGUGUGGAGUCUGCAAUGAAGCUACACCCAUAAAGAAUGCCCCUGCAGGGAAGAAAUAUGUGCGGUGUCCUUGUAACUGUCUUCUCAUCUGCAAGGUCACAUCCCAAAGGAUCGCCUGCCCUCGGCCUUAUUGUAAGAGGAUCAUAAAUUUGGGGCCAGUCCAUCCAGGCCCAGCCAGUCCGGAACCACAACCUGCUGGAGCUAGAGUUUCCUGCGGACACUGCAGCAACACUUUCCUGUGGACCGAGUUUACUGACAGGACACUGGCUCGAUGCCCCCAUUGCAGAAAAGUAUCUUCGAUUGGCCAGAGAUAUCCGAGGAGGCGGAGUCUGUGGUGUUACCUGCUGUGCUUGCUGUUUAGCAUCUCAGCUGCUGGUCUGAUUGCAGGGACGUGGUCCCAGGCGCGUGUGUAUGGAGGCAUUUAUGCCUCCUGGGCAGCGGCGUUGUUGCUGGUGGUGUUGACGCUGGCCAGGGCACUUUACUGGAGCUGCAUGAGGGUCAGCCAACCUCUCCACAACCUCACAUAGAGAGAGAAAGACAGCAAGAGAGGGGGCUGUGAUUAGGGGUGGUGGGGAAAAAAAAAGUCCACAGGAAAAGAGCUAGAGAGAAUCAUGGUUAACUCUUAAAGCUUGAUUGUGAUGGCUGUAAUGAAGGGUCAAAGUAAAAUCCAGGCUUGAGAAACACAUGAAAAAAAUGCUACAAUGGCAAAGAAGAUUAGUGUUUUAAAGUAAUUUUAUUCAGAAGCUUUCUCUGGAUGUGUUUUCAUCCGUGAAUAUGAACUGACUUGUUACUCAUGGUUACGUGCAAACGUGCAGUUAUGAUUCCAAAUGCUCCUUCAGUUUUAACCCAUUACACACAUAUAAAGAAUGUCUCAUACACAACUCUCUAGGUACAUCUUAAAAUAACUACACUACAAUACACCAACGACACCAAUUCAAAGAUUGAACACAACAUUAUCUGCCUCUCUAGUGUCCAAAUAAGCUCUGAAGCCUUAUAAAGAGAGAGAGUACAGGUUCAUCUCCACUAGAGGGUGUUCCAAAACCACAUAAACUGCUAUGUUCUGUCAAAUUGCCUGUAUCUGUACAAACACUGCUAAUCCAAAUCAUUUGGGAGACAUGAUUAACAAAUGUGCAGAACAUUUCUGUAAUUGAUUUUUCAUAGACACUUAAAGUGUAAAUGCGCUCAAACACAUCUCUUUAUCUUUAGUUGUGAAUGUUAAAAACAGUAUUUUUUUAUAUUUGUGAAUUUUGUUUGUAAAUAUUUGUUGUUUAUUUCAUGAAUGACUGAACAGUUGCACUGUAGCUCUAACACGCUGUGAUUCCUUUAUGUUUUUAUUUAAUUUGCAAAAUCACUUCUGAAAAAAAAAUCACUACUGAUAAUGUUUUGACUGGAACAAAUAUCAAGAUAACCGAUGUACAGCCACACACACACACAAACACACACACGCACACCUUUGGGAAGCAGAAAAAAGUCAUAUGUUCUGUUGAAGGUCAGCUGUGUUUUAUGGACUUUGUUCUCAAAAGGGUCGUUUACCUUUCUUCUCAUGUUCAUGUGAAGUUAAUCGUCAUUUUCAGGUACUGUAAGUUUGAUUAUGUUUCAGCCCUGAUUAAAUGAUUCUAAUGAGAUUAAUCAGCCACUAGAUUUGGAUUCUAGACUCCAAGAUUGUUUUUUCCUCUUUGUCAGAAUUCAGAGUCUGGGUAAGAACACGAUUGAGAUGUUCAGAGCAUUGAAUUCUUGUUGCUGAUCACCAAUUUUCUUGCAUUAUAUUCCUCAUAAAUAUGCUAAAUACAUAAAAAUAUGGUCCUAACUGCCGAUUUCGAAUUCAGAAUCUGUAUUUUGUCCAUGAGAGGAAAAUGUGAGGUCUGGAUAUCUGGAAUCCCAAACAAGAGGUCGGGAUGUUAUUUAUAAAGAGCAGAAGGCCAAUGAUGGAGGUGGUCUCUGAAUUUGUUUACACAUGAGAUUAAGAUUACACAUGAUUAAAAAGAUGAAGUUAUAAAACAGUGAA
Ctenopharyngodon idella (grass carp) is the source of this 2362-nucleotide messenger RNA. It is a transcript of the gene pip4p1a, whose product is annotated as phosphatidylinositol-4,5-bisphosphate 4-phosphatase 1a. The coding region runs from base 72 to 884 and encodes 270 amino acids. The transcript has 7 exons. Gene Ontology annotation, biological process: phosphatidylinositol dephosphorylation. Gene Ontology annotation, cellular component: late endosome membrane; lysosomal membrane; plasma membrane. NCBI's taxonomy places the organism in Eukaryota, Metazoa, Chordata, Actinopteri, Cypriniformes, Xenocyprididae. Gene Ontology annotation, molecular function: phosphatidylinositol-4,5-bisphosphate 4-phosphatase activity. The record is from RefSeq and is a predicted model, not a curated record.